Messenger RNA from Peronospora matthiolae, 1320 nucleotides. The record is from the annotation of a GenBank genome assembly. Lineage: Eukaryota; Oomycota; Peronosporomycetes; Peronosporales; Peronosporaceae.
AUGUGCCGGCUAAAGUCUUUGGUGCAAAAGGUGGUAGUGCUCGCACUCGCUGUGGUGGCCGUAUCAGCUCAACCACUGGACGGAGAAGAAAACCCCGUCCGAUUCGGUCCCAUCUCGACGUUCCCUCCGGAAGACGUGCCCUACAAGACGCACCAAGUGUUGCAAUCUGCAGAGAAACUCUAUGAACUGCUUGGGUUACUGCUGGCUGCGUUGGUGAUGCUCAUUGCCUCAGGGACUACUAUUGAAGGUGGAGCAGUACUGGAUGCAGUCUUCAUCUUGGUGCUGAAGCUGGGUCCGAAUGAGGCGAUACCCUUAGCAAGCGUGACCGUUUUUGGAGGAGCUGUUUGCGACUUCUGCUUGAACUUUUUGAGGAAAACUGUCAACUCGAAUGACGCGCUGAUUGAUUGGGACUUUGUCCUGAUGGUGCAGCCCAUGCUGCUGAUGGGAACUGUGUUUGGCGCGAGCAUCACCUCGUGGUUCUCCACUUGGCUGUUCCUUGUUGCACUGAUCGUGUACUUAGCGUACAUUGGCAAGAACGUGUUCAAAAAGGCUCGUACAGUCGGUCAUGAAGAGGGUUGGAGCUGUUGCAGCAGAAGUGGGUCGAUGUCGCUGCUUGGUGCACCAUCACUUCAGUCUCAGAGCGGCGGUGAUGACUUGCUAUCCAGUGCCCGUAUCCCUUGGCGUAAGGUGGGAACCAACUUUGGCCUCUUCGCUGCAACAGUGCUGCUGACGGCGCUUCAGGGUGGAAAGUACUUUCCUAGCCCGCUCGGAAUCCCUCCUACGUCUAUCUUCUCGUUGCUUGUCUCGAUGCUGCCAUUUUUCUUCCUCUCGGUCGUGUCGCACUACCAAAUGAAAGGCGUUGUGGCGACGUACCAAAGGCAGCAGGACCCUCGAUUCAUCCUUGCGCCGAAUGAAGUCCAGUGGUCAAUGGACACAAUCAGGAAAUUGCCGCUUCAUCUACUGGGAAUUGGAGCGGCAGGAGGAGCGUUUGGUGUUGGAAGUGAAGAGGCGAUGUCCCGUUUGCUGCGCGGAGUCAACUUUACCCCAGCCGCAGUAUCAUCGAUGGCCGCAACCGCCGUCUUCUUCGUCUCUGGCAUGGCAUCUUUUAGCUUUUUCCUCUGGGGCAAGCUGGACCUGAACUUGGCCAAGUUCCUCAUGCCGCUGGGUUUCAUGAUGACGCUUCUGGGACGUCUCUGUCUGUCGAAACUUGCUCGCGAGUCAAGUUCCCGCAUGUUGCUGCUCGUUGCCAUCAUUGCGGCACUAGUCGUCAGCGUCGUUCCACUCAGUUUUAUGGUGCUCCAACGUCUUUUCGGCUUCUAG